Raphanus sativus (radish) is the source of this 2897-nucleotide messenger RNA. RefSeq names its product probable receptor-like protein kinase At2g23200. Gene Ontology annotation, cellular component: plasma membrane; plasmodesma. The record is from RefSeq and is a predicted model, not a curated record. Gene Ontology annotation, biological process: protein autophosphorylation. Lineage: Eukaryota; Viridiplantae; Streptophyta; Magnoliopsida; Brassicales; Brassicaceae. Bases 141 to 2624 code for a protein of 827 amino acids. The transcript has a single exon. Gene Ontology annotation, molecular function: transmembrane receptor protein tyrosine kinase activity; ATP binding.
UCGAGUCUUCUUACAAUCAUUUCAAUUCUCUGAUUAUCUUUCAGUCUCAUCUUCUCCCUGAAUCCUAUUCACGUCUCUUCAUCCAUUAAUUCAAAUACUUUUCACUAAUUCUCACACUCCCUAGAUUCUCCAUCAAGCUUAUGGAGAAUCUCUGUUUUGGGAACUCUGUUUCUCUCUUUAUGAAGAUGGCGGUUAUUGUUCUUCUUUCCCGUCACACUCUUUCUGCUACCUCUCCGUAUUACGUCAACUGUGGGUCGGAUUCUAAUGUCAUUUAUGGUAAUCGGACCUUUGUCGGUGAUAUGAUCUCCGAUGGUAACUCUGUUUCCUUCAACGGUAAAGGAAGCGAAGCCAGCAACCAAUCUGGAUACGGCAUCUAUGGGACGGUUAGGAUAUUCAGACACCCUUCCUCAUACAAGUUCCAACUCGAUUCUGUCGGUCUACACUUUGUGCGUCUCCACUUCUCUGCUGCCUCUUCUCAAACUGCUCGUUUCACAGUCUCUGCUACAUCUGGCUCUACUCAUCACUUCAAAGGUUUCUCGGUUCAGAAUUUUAACGAGACUCCACGAGUCGAGGAGUUUCUCCUCAUGAUUAAUUCACCCAAGUUAGAAAUUCGAUUUGCGCCUGAGCGUUCCUCUGUAGCUCUAAUCAACGCCAUCGAAGUGUUCUCUGCUCGUAACGACCUCGAAAAUACACCGGAAUACGGAAAGAACCUGCAUACGAUUUACAGAUUAAACGUAGGAGGCAAGAAAAUCACACCGGAAAACGACACCUUGGGUAGAACUUGGUCGCUAGACGAUGACUUUCUCUACCGAAAAGAUUCAGCGAAAGCCAUUUCAUCAACACAAACGCCCAACUACAAUCCAGGGUCAGCAUCAGCUACAUCAGACACUGCUCCGGAUUUCGUCUACCAGACAGGUAGAACGAUGAACCGUAGCAUUAACGAAGGGGUGGCAGGGGGAGUGUUGAUGAACGUUACAUGGUCAUUUAAGGUCAGAAGUAACUCUAGACACUUCAUCAGGGCUCACUUCUGUGAUAUCAAGGAUAAAUCACUAGACCCCGACUCAGAUUUCCAUCUCUAUGUAACCGGACAUUCACGGAGAGAUGUAAAGCCUUCGAUAUACGUUAGGUUGAUGACUCCGUUUUAUUUUGACUUUAAUGUCUCUGAUGGUUUUGAACUGUUGAAUGUUAGCAUUAGUGCCAAGGAUCCCACCAAGGAUGCUGGUUUUCUUAAUGGUCUGGAGGUGAUGGAAUUUUUGAAAACAUCUUCAAAUGAAAGUAGUUCUCGGGUUUACAUCGUUGCUGGUUGUGUUGCUGGUGGAUCGAUCCUGGUCUUGAGUUUGUUGUUUGUGGUUUGCUUUAUCCGGAUGAGAUCAAAGAAGAAGAAGAAAGACACUGAGGUCACUGUAUGGUCUCCUUUGGCAUUGCAUAGAGGUGGGAGUUCCGACAACAGACCUUUUGAUCCAGUUUAUAGCUCUCCACUACGCACCAAUACACCUUUUGAUCCGGUCUACAACUCGCCACUGCGCAACCUAAGGUUAGGCUUGAAGAUUCCUUUCACAGACAUUGUGAGAGCUACAAACAACUUCGAGGAGCGGUGGUUGAUCGGGAAAGGCGGUUUCGGAGACGUUUACAAAGCAAUUCUACCAGAUGGAAGCAGAGCAGCUAUCAAGAGAGCCAAGACAGGUUCGGGACAAGGGAUAUUAGAGUUUCAAACAGAGAUCCAAGUCUUGUCAAGAAUCCGACACAAGCACCUCGUUGCUCUAAAGGGCUACUGCGAAGAGAACUCGGAGAUGAUACUUGUCUACGAGUUUAUGGAGAAAGGUACGCUUAAAGAGCAUCUAUACGGCUCCGACUUGGCUCCGUUGUCAUGGAAACAGAGACUAGAGAUAUGCAUUGGAGCAGCAAAAGGAUUACAAUAUCUCCACAGUGGCUCAGAAGGUAUAAUUCACAGAGAUAUAAAAUCUACAAAUAUACUAUUAGACGAGAACAAUGUGGCUAAAGUUGCGGAUUUCGGACUCUCGAAACUAGUGGUUAGGAAUCAAGAUUCGAUCAAUAUCAGCACCAACAUCAAAGGAACGUUCGGUUAUCUCGAUCCCGAGUACCUUGAGACGCACGUCUUAACGGAGAAAUCAGAUGUGUACGCGUUCGGAGUCGUUCUACUCGAGGCCCUGUGCGCGAGACCGGCUCUCGAUCGUUACCUUCCUCACGAGCAAGUGAACCUAGCGGAAUGGGCCAUGUUCUGCAAAUCGAAAGGGACACUCGAUGAGGUCUUGGAUCCCAAGUUGGUAGGUCAAAUCGAACCGAGUUCGCUGAGGAAGUUCAUGGAGAUCGUUGACAAGUGUUUGAAAGAGUACGGAGAAGAGAGGCCGGGCAUGGCGGAUGUGAUUUGGGAUCUGGAAUAUGCGCUACAGCUUCAUAUGACGCCGAUUCAAAGAGAACCUCAUGAAGAUAGCUCGGUGACGAUCUCUGAUGGUGGAGGUGGAAGCUCGUUGGUGGUUCCUAGGCUGAUGGUGAGUGACUCGUUUAGCUCGAACUCGUUUGUUCAGAAGAAGAGUAGCUAUGGAGGUACAGAUUCAUCGGAGACUCAGGUUUUCUCUCAGUUGAACAUCUCCGAAGCUAGAUAAGAAGGCUGCCCCCCGUUAACCGGCCUUUACUCAAUUAUCGGUUUGAAUGGUAUCUAAACUAUUAAAAGGGAAGUACAAAUUAAAACAUCUAAACUAUUAAAAGGGAAGUACAAAUUAUAUUUACCCCUUAAAUUGCACAAAUAUUACAAAGGAUGUCAUUGGUGUUAAAAUACUGUGUUUUGUAUUUAAAUUGAACCGACGUCGAUGUUACUAAACCGACACGUUGAACUUAAACCAUUCAAUUGUUGUGAUAAUUACAGAACCAUUUCAAGG